Molecule: messenger RNA, 369 nt
Organism: Adineta steineri
Lineage: Eukaryota; Metazoa; Rotifera; Eurotatoria; Adinetida; Adinetidae
Source: the annotation of a GenBank genome assembly
AUGGAAUUUCUUGAAUGUGUAAAACUUUAUGCCAAUAAACCAACAAAUUCUCUUGUGAAUACAUCAACUAAUAAACCUGAAAUAAUCGAUUGGAAUGAACGUUUACAGAAAAUACGUGGUUCAAUAAUACAUCAAUUAUGUCGAUUAAAAAUUGAAGAAGAAUGCCUACGAAAUUUAGCUUUAAAAAAUGAACAAACAAAACGUGCACAUUCAACAAUAACAGUUUCAACAGCAGAUAAUAUUCAACAAGAUUUUCCUAUUAAUAAUUCUAAACGUCAUUGCACAAUUCCUUCAAAUAAUUUUGAUGUUGAAUUAGUUAAUUUUGAUCCUGAAACUAUUAAUCAGACUCAAUUAGAUCUUGAUGAUUAA